Molecule: messenger RNA, 800 nt
Organism: Rubroshorea leprosula
Lineage: Eukaryota; Viridiplantae; Streptophyta; Magnoliopsida; Malvales; Dipterocarpaceae
Source: the annotation of a GenBank genome assembly
UGAAUAAAAAAAAUACAGUUAUUUUGACAGAGAUGAGGGAGUGAUGAAUAAAAUUAACAGACAAUUAUCAAAAAAUUAAAAACAAAAAUUAAUGGAAAUAGACAGCAAAUUCCCAGUUGGGCUCAAUUGAUUAGUUUGAAAACCAUAAGGACUUAAUUGAUGAAACCAAAUAGAAAAAAGAAAUUGCAAAAUUCCGAUGCGUUCUUUGAUCAUGAACUUUCCCAAUCCUGACAGUUUUCUCUGCUGCCAAGCAGACGCCUUUUGUUGGAGACCUGAAACUCUUCCGCACAACAUUAAUCUCAGUUUUCCAUCGCUGCAAUGUCGCAAGGAAAAAUUUGAUGCCUAUAUCCAAUUCAUAGAUCAUCAAAGUUAAUUCUUAAUCAGACAAAGAGCAGACAAAUGUUCUCUUCUCUAGAAUCACAUUUGGGCUAAAAUUGUAGCAAAGAUAAUUUGCAACCAGUACACUGCUGCAUUUCACAUAUGGCAGGCACAACCUGAACUGGCACCAUUCAGUACUUGGUAGUGGAUGUGAAGGUUUAUUUAGUAUGAAUAUGUAAGUUUUGAAUUCCUUUCUUGUUAUUACAUGUCUUAUCUUUUCCUGUAUGGGAUAAAUCUGGUACUGCAUUGGCAGUUCUUACUAACAUUUUUGUAAUUCCCUUCAUUACACUCUUGAGAACUCAUUUAGCUGUUGUUUGAAAGUUUCUCAGAGGAACUUGUACAUAAAAGGUUAGGUCAAUCUGGUACUGUCAAGAAAAAUGUGGAUAAUGCAUUUCUUUUGGUAAUAAAGACUAUACACUGUG